AGUAUUGGUGUUGUUUCUUAUUUCAUAUCAGUUUGAGAAUUGACUUACUUGUUAAGGCUUGUCGCGACAAGUGUCAUCAUGAUCUUAAUUUUUGGAUCGUGACAUUAAAAAAUGCAUAUAUAGUCUACUCGAGGAAGGUUCAACAUCUACUAUCUAUACACAAAAAAUAACUUUAACCCUAUAUAAAUUGUGUAAUUUUUUGCCGAAGCACUAGCUCCGCCCCAAUACUAUCAAAACAUUGAAGGGUCAUCUGGUAGGAGAAAUAAGGAAUUCCAAAAUUAAUUUUAAGAUAAACUAUCCCAUAUUUAAUUGAAAUAAAAUUUAUGAGAUAACUCAUUAUUUCAAGAUUGUAAUAUUAAUUUUAAUUCUUUCAUAAAAGUGAAAUAACUAAUUUUGGAAUAAGUAAUGUCGAAAUUAGCAAUGCCAACUUAACUUAUUUCCCAAUCAAACGGCCAUCCACGGGCACUAAAAACUGGAUGACGUGGUAAUCUACUAUUUGGUGAACCGACGUUGAAGGGAGAAAAAGAGAGAGAGAGAGGAAGCAGUAAUACAACCUAAGCGAGUUGAGAUUACUCUGGAAUUUGCAAGAGCUCCCAACAAACCAUGGCUUACGUCGAGAGAGGUGUGGUAAAAUCCAAGCGUUCUAUAUGGCGAUUGAAGACUAUCACUGAUUUUUGUUGGUCCAUCAUCAACUUCAUCAGCGUGUUUUUUGUUACUAUGUUUUCGAUGGAAAAAACAGAUGCAUAUAGAAAAGGUUCAGGAUCCAGCAAGAAGUGGGAUGGAGGUGGUCCAGGAAGUGGUCCAUAUGGUGGUGGUCCGCGUGGGCCGCCCCGUGGGUUGGAUAAUGUUCGAGGCAUUGAUCACAGUUCUCUUCCUGCCUGUGGUUCUUGCUGCGGAUAAAUGCUGCCUAUGUCACUUUUGAGAAUCUAUAAUUUGGCUCUUAUUCCAUAAAACAUAUACUGAAUUGCAUGUAGAUUUCUGCACUUAUGCUUUUAUUCAAAACUUGAAAGUGUGUGAGUUCAUGUGUCCCUUUCAUCCUGAAGCUUGAAUAAAACUCAAAUUAGUUUUUUCUUUUGUA
Capsicum annuum is the source of this 1078-nucleotide messenger RNA. RefSeq names its product selenoprotein K. The coding region runs from base 604 to 900 and encodes 98 amino acids. NCBI's taxonomy places the organism in Eukaryota, Viridiplantae, Streptophyta, Magnoliopsida, Solanales, Solanaceae. Gene Ontology annotation, cellular component: Golgi apparatus; endoplasmic reticulum membrane. The record is from RefSeq and is a predicted model, not a curated record. Gene Ontology annotation, biological process: endoplasmic reticulum calcium ion homeostasis; calcium ion transport. The transcript is spliced from 4 exons.